CGCGGCGGGAGGAAGGGGCGCGCGCUUCCCGGAACAGCCCGCGCGGAGGAAAGAGAGGAAGAAAAUAAAACCCUUGGCCGGAGCCGAAGCUGGGGCUGCUGCUGCCGCCGCGGCCAUCUGGAGCUCCCCCGCGCGGAUGAUGCCCGCGGUGCUCGCGCGGGGCUCUAGGCGGUGAGGCCCCGGGCGCGGGGUAGCUAUGGCGACGGCGAGCGCAGCCAGUGGCGCCGCCUGACAGGUGUGGGACCCGGCGGCAGCGGCGGCGGCGGCGCGGAGCAGCAUGUACGCCAAGGGGGGCAAAGGGUCGGCUGUGCCCUCAGACAGCCAGGCCCGCGAGAAGUUGGCGCUGUACGUGUACGAGUACCUGCUGCACGUCGGUGCCCAGAAGUCAGCCCAGACCUUUCUGUCUGAAAUCCGAUGGGAGAAGAACAUCACACUCGGCGAGCCCCCAGGCUUCCUACAUUCCUGGUGGUGCGUGUUCUGGGACCUGUACUGUGCUGCGCCUGACCGCAGAGAGGCUUGUGAACACCCGAGUGAGACCAAGGCCUUCCAGGACUAUAGCACUGCAGCGGCCCCCAGCCCAGUGAUGGGGAGUAUGGCCCCCAGCGACAUAAUGGCAGCAGGGCCCAUGCCACCAGGCUUCUUCCAGGGCCUCCCUGGUUCCCAGCUGCCCCCUCACAACCCCAACGCCCCCAUGAUGGGGCCUCAAGUUCAGCCUUUCAUGUCACCGCGGUUCCCAGGGGGCCCCCGGCCCACCCUGCGGAUGCCGAGUCAGCCUCCUGUGGGCCUCCCCAGUUCCCAGCCCCUCCUCCCUGGCACUAUGGAUCCCUCUCAGCGUGCUCAGGGACAUCCCAGCAUGGGCCCCAUGCAGAGAGUGACGCCGCCCCGUGGCAUGGCUGGUGCUGGGCCCCAGAGCUAUGGAGGUGGCAUGCGGCCCCCCACCAACUCCCUUGCUGGCCCUGGCCUUCCCACCAUGAACAUGGGCCCUGGAGUGCGAGGCCCCUGGACCAGCCCCAGUGGCAACUCGAUUCCCUAUUCGUCCUCUUCCCCCAGCAGCUACACGGGACCCCCAGGAGGUGGGCCCCCUGGAACACCCAUCAUGCCCAGCCCUGGAGACUCUACCAACUCCAGUGAGAACAUGUACACCAUCAUGAACCCCAUCGGGCCAGGCAACAGCAGGGCUAACUUCCCACUGGGGCCUGGCUCAGAGGGCCCCAUGGCUGCCAUGAAUUCGAUGGAGCCUCACCACGUGAACGGAUCCCUGGGCUCCAGCGAGAUAGACGGGUUGCCAAAGAACUCCCCUGGCACCGUGGCCAGCCUGGGCAACGCCCCGGGCACCCCGCGGGAUGAUGGCGAGAUGGCAGCCCCCGGGACCUUCCUGCACCCCUUCCCGAGUGAAAGCGUAAGCGACUGCGUCGACUCUCCCCCCGCGGCGGCGUCGGGCCGGAGGGGCCUGGCAGGCAGGCCCCGACGGGGCGGCCGGGGGGCCAGAGCAAGACCGUGACCGCGGUGACCGCGGCGGGCCAGGUGGGGGGGCGGCCUUCCUUACUUUUUCCUUCCUCCUUGCCUUAUUACCGACCACCCUUACCCCACCCCUACCUUGGGAUCGGUGCCCUGGGGCUGCUUCACAGCCCAGCCCCUUCUUCCUUCCCCAUCCUCCAUUCUCCCUGGGGGGCGGGUCCCAGACUCAGCUAGAGCUGAGUAGGCCCGCGCGCCACCCUCGUCUCUCUGCAGUACUCCCCCGGGAUGACCAUGAGCGUGUGAUGGGCAACAGCCCCCUUGUCCACUGCCGGACUCGGCUUCUGCCCAAUGCCCCUGCCCAGGGCCAAAGUCCAGGGACUGGGGGUCUGCAGGGUAAGGGUCUGAGGUCACACCUCAGGCAACUGGACUCCUGGUCAAGGCUUGGAUGCUGGGAGGCCCAGCACAAAGGACUUUCUCAUUUUAUAAAAAAAAAAUGCAAGGACCUCAGAGACUCUCCUGAAUGGGCCCUUGGGCCCUGCCUACCAUUUUCUGUAUCAUGGAGGAGGGGGGCUCAAUGGGGAACCUCCUUCCCCUGGAUGGCAGGGGGUGGGACCCAUCAAUAAAUGUAAUUUGGUUU
Condylura cristata (star-nosed mole) is the source of this 2095-nucleotide messenger RNA. RefSeq names its product single stranded DNA binding protein 4 (gene SSBP4). Gene Ontology annotation, biological process: positive regulation of transcription by RNA polymerase II. Gene Ontology annotation, molecular function: protein binding; single-stranded DNA binding. Bases 278 to 1501 code for a protein of 407 amino acids. Gene Ontology annotation, cellular component: nucleus. NCBI's taxonomy places the organism in Eukaryota, Metazoa, Chordata, Mammalia, Eulipotyphla, Talpidae. The record is from RefSeq and is a predicted model, not a curated record. The transcript is spliced from 17 exons.